This is a messenger RNA of Oryzias melastigma (Indian medaka), 5346 nucleotides long. RefSeq names its product thyroid hormone receptor alpha. The record is from RefSeq and is a predicted model, not a curated record. Gene Ontology annotation, biological process: cell differentiation; negative regulation of transcription by RNA polymerase II; positive regulation of transcription by RNA polymerase II. The transcript has 11 exons. NCBI's taxonomy places the organism in Eukaryota, Metazoa, Chordata, Actinopteri, Beloniformes, Adrianichthyidae. Gene Ontology annotation, molecular function: zinc ion binding; nuclear receptor activity; RNA polymerase II cis-regulatory region sequence-specific DNA binding. Bases 1171 to 2400 code for a protein of 409 amino acids.
UUAAUAAAACAACACAUUAGGAAAGUUAUUAGACUUUUUUUUUCAAAGUUUUGUUCCCCUUUUUGUUAAUUCAAUUUAAGUGUAAAUAAAGUUGUUGUGGGGAGUAAUAUCAAAAUGAAUCUGCAUAAAUUAAAUUAAAAUAAAUUCCAGAAAAGUUUUUUUCCCCCCGAUUUUUAUCACAGCAGGUCCUCCAGCACUGAGGAGGAUGAGGAGGCGCAGUGACGAUGGAGCCAAUAAAUAAGGAGGGCAGAGAGGCGCGCGGGCAGAGGAGGCGCGGCGCGUUCGUGUGUACAGCGCGUGCUUUGCUGCGCAGCUCCUGUAGAGAGCGGUAGAUAGUUUUAAUAAGUGCUUACAGCGCUCCUCUUACUGUACUGUAUUCAAGCGGAGGGAGGAGCGAGCGUGUAGUAUUUCUUUCUUUUCUUUUCUUUUUUUUUAGCUCCUUUUCUCCACCUUGUCGUUGCAGUUCAUCCAAACGCUGCUAGAAGACAACCGAACUGUCCGCUUUUGGCUCUACGGCUCCUGCUCGGGAGGAGGACGGGGAGCUGUGCGCCGCAGGAGGGGAGCUUAUUUACGGUACGACGCUCAGCGGCCAGGCGGACGGCUACGUUCGGCGUGAGGAGGGUACGAGAGUGGCCGACACAAGUUGCAGCGGGCUGGGGGAGAGAACCCGGCUGACUUUCUCCCGCUUCCGCCUCGGUGCCCUACUUUCCACGCGGGUGUCCACCACGCCGCGAGGACUGGAAGUGACGAAUUCCUGUGUUGGAAUCGAGCUGGCGUCGAACACAAAGGGAGGACUCUGAAGUGAGGACGGCUGACCAGAGAGGACAGAGAAGGGCGCACUGUGCAACACUGCAGGCCUGGGGAGAUCAUAAACGCACACAAACACUUGCAGUAUCACUGGUUUUCUCCUCCUACUCCGGCUGUAACUCCUAAGACGGUUCCAGAAGGACCUUAACGUUCACCUCAGGAGCCCUCCAAAUCAUUCACAUUGGGCGUCUACCACCCUUCAGUCUUGCAGGGGGUUAACCCCCGCCCCCAUCACGGGAAUCCCAGAGAUGUUGUGAUUUACACUCCUGCUCCCACUCCACAACCGUCGAAUGACAAGUGUGCAUCCGAGGGUGGGGCUUGCCUCAGUCUCUCACAAUUGGUUGCUGGAUGGAAUUAAGGUGAAUGGAACACAUGCCCAAGGAGCAGGACUCUAACCCAUCAGAGGGCGAAGAAAAACAGUGGCUCAAUGGCCCUAAAAGGAAGAGGAAGAACAGCCAAUGUUCAGUGAAGAGUAUGACUGGGUAUAUUCCCAGCUACCUCGAAAAGGAUGAGCCAUGUGUGGUGUGUGGCGACAAAGCCACUGGUUACCACUACCGUUGCAUUACCUGUGAGGGUUGCAAGGGUUUCUUUCGUAGGACCAUUCAGAAGAGCCUCCACCCGUCCUACUCCUGUAAGUACGAUGGCUGCUGCAUCAUCGACAAGAUCACACGCAACCAGUGUCAGCUGUGCCGCUUCAAGAAGUGCAUCGCGGUGGGGAUGGCGAUGGACUUGGUGCUGGACGACUCAAAGCGGGUGGCGAAACGCCGUCUGAUAGAGGAGAACAGGGAGAAACGCAAAAAGGAGGAGAUGGUGAAAACCCUCCAGAGCCGUCCAGAACCCACCGUGGACGAGUGGGACCUGAUCCGCAUGGUGACGGAGGCGCAUCGAAACACCAACGCUCAGGGCGCGCAGUGGAAACAAAAGCGUAAAUUCCUGCCUGAGAAGAUUGGCCAGUCUCCUGUUGCCCCCACGUCAGACGGAGACAAGGUGGAUCUGGAAGCCUUCAGUGAGUUCACCAAAAUCAUCACCCCUGCCAUCACCCGUGUCGUGGACUUUGCCAAAAAACUGCCCAUGUUCUCUGAGCUGCCUUGUGAAGACCAGAUCAUCCUGUUGAAGGGCUGCUGCAUGGAGAUCAUGUCCCUGCGAGCCGCCAUGCGCUACGACCCAGACAGCGAGACGCUGACGCUGAGCGGGGAGAUGGCUGUGAAGCGCGAGCAGCUGAAGAACGGCGGCCUCGGCGUGGUCUCCGACGCCAUCUUUGAUUUGGGCAAGAGCUUGGCGCAGUUCAACCUGGACGACACAGAGGUGGCGCUGCUGCAGGCUGUGCUUCUAAUGAGCUCAGACCGCUCCGGCCUGACCUGUGUGGACAAAAUCGAGAAGUGCCAGGAGACCUACCUGCUGGCGUUUGAGCACUACAUCAACUACCGCAAGCACAACAUUCCUCACUUCUGGCCGAAGCUGCUGAUGAAGGUGACGGACCUGCGGAUGAUCGGCGCGUGCCACGCUAGCCGCUUCCUCCACAUGAAGGUGGAGUGUCCCAACGAACUCUUCCCCCCGCUCUUCCUCGAGGUUUUCGAGGACCAGGAGGUGUGAAACCAAGCUGCCGCGGUGCAAUGAAAAAGAGGACGGCUGCGCAAAAGCGGGAAAGGGGCUCAAGCCAUCACUUGUGAGGCGGGUCAGGGACGGGGGGAGGAGUCAAUAACCCGAACGGACGCACCAGCAAACGUGGGAGUGAGGCCAACAGCAUUUAUGUUUCGUGGACACCCUCUCCUCCUGUUUCAAGCCCUUCAGUCUGAGCAUGUGAGCUGCAGCCAUUUGCCAAGACAUGGACACAAACUCACAAACGCAGCCGAGUCGUUCAGAGCGGCACUCGUCGUAGAUCUCCGCCUCCUCCUCCUGGCAGUGGCGGUUUCAAAGCCCAUGUUUUUAGUGUCAAAGCUGGUGACACCUUGCAGUAUUACGUCUGGAGAAGUGUUAACGCGCGGAUCCAGAACAUAUGGACAGCGGUGACAUGUUGCUCGCAGUCAUACAGGCAUUCAGCAUACACUGAAAUUUCAGAGGACUUUUCUGAGCAUUUCUCUGGCGGAGCCGCCUCUCCUCUCCGAUUCCGGUGCUAUAUUUAUAGACGUCUGCUCCAGUUUUAUGAAACUGUGGUUUUAAGAACCGAGCAGACCUCGGCUCCAUUACCUACCUUCAUUUUUUUGUCAUCGGACCGGCUCCGUGACGCGCGGUGCACGCACUCAUCCACACACACAUGAAUGAGCAGAUCUGCUUCGUCAUUGCCAGUGCUGCCCGUGCCAGCAGCUUGUCGCCGUGUGAAUGACAAUGAAGCCGCCUCUCUCAGAGAGACUGCUACAUUGAAGGAAGCGGAGAACGAUGGGGGCCGCACUGCGCCGUCAGAUCCAGGGGGGUUGGGAGUAAAUCUUCCACCUCCUGCCUCCACAGAGGUUUGGAGCGCAGCAACCGCAACCAGCAAGACGGCAGAGCUCAUGUUGCACACAUCCGUCUCUCUUUGUUCGAGACACAUUUACACAAAAACACACAACUUCACCUCAGAGUAACGCAAACGCCUCGUUUUACUGUAUGCACUGCGCCGCAGUGUUGACUUGUGCAGCCCGCGCCUGCAGGGUUUCUCCGAGUCCGGUCUGCACAGACUGAGCUCUGCGUGGCCCCUCCAGGCUUCCGUACGCACCUGCCUUUUUGUUUUUUGGUGUUUUUUUCUGUUUUUUUUUUUUUUUUUACCAUGGGCAUAACUGAGAGCAGGCUAAUGCAAAGAAGGCUACCAUUUACCUCAAAGCGGACACACCCCAAGGCUGGGGCAGCAAUACUGCCCUGUGGUGUCAGGCACUACCUCACCUCUGUGGACACGGGACAGCUGCCCACAGCGUACACACGGACACACACCAGUGGAGGUGGCACAGAUGUGCGAAUUUUACGUUCAUAACACUCAGAUGAAACCCUCAGAGUUGUCACUUGGUUCGGAUGAAACACCACUGAGGGCCGACCAUCCCCCAGGGAACCCACCUUAUGUCUUUUCUUAUAUGGGACCAAGUGUCAUCUUUGUUUUUUUUUGUUUUUUUUUGUGAAAAGUAACGAGAGGACUUCAUCACAUGUCGGUCGAAGAAUGUCACAGAUUAUCCAAGCCCGCUCUGUUCCCUCCGAUUCUGGGGCCGACUGUCACCAAACGCGCCGCCGUAGGAGCAGGAGGAGGGAGAAACCGGAACGUCAUCUUCCCGGAACAACAAACCCCCAAGAGACCCAUCCACAGCUCUACGCCACAUCGCCCCCUCUGGAGCCCAGCUCAUGCCGGAUUAACCACAGAACCCACUCAGCCAGGCUGGUGGGAGUUUUUGCACUACCGCAGCAGUCCUCAGCCUCAUCAAGGUCGGAUCGAUACUCAUUAGUCGUCCCAAACGGGCUUCUCUGUGUAACAGAGGCUAACAGCUGCCACUGGUUCUGUCCAACAUCACCAGCCCACAAAUACUGGAGUCAUUUCAACUCAAAAAACCUCAUCUGGCUCUGACUCCCCCCACUCAUGAGACGGGCUUUAAAAGCCCCCCCUGGAGCAGCACCACCCAUUGAAUGUCAAGUAGAGUGAGAAUGUGACCAUGCAGGAGCAUCACGGCGACAUGGCUGACCAACACCCCCCCACCCUCAAGAGGAAGGAACCCCUGCUCCCAUGAUCCCACCCCCCCACAUGUGAGGGUCAGACAGAGAUCCCACAUUCCAGAGAUGCAGCCUUGAAGCUCGUCUUUGUUGAAAUGUAAAGAACAGAUCGGUGGAGCUGGCUGGGCCGGGGGGGGUAAUGCUGCUUUACCUGCAGAGGGAAGAAAAAAUAUGAUCCAUGAAACAAAAUUAGAAGAUAGGACUUCAACAAGAAAAAAAGACUCCUUGAAAAAGUGAUCGGAGAUCUGUGUUUUUUCCAUUCUCGUCAUUGUUUUCUUUCAUUUCUGUUUGUAUUUUGAGGCUUUAACUGCUCUGUGUCAUGAGAGAAGAAUAGUCACUUUGACCAUGUGUGCAGUGUAACAUAGAGAGCUUCUUUUCCACAUCUAUCGUUUGUGUCCGUACGCCAACCGAUGUGUCUGUCUGUCCACCUGUCCGUCCCUUUUUAUCCGGAGGAACUUACAACCAACGAAAAAGAAAUUUCUUUUAUAUGUAAUAUUCCUUUUUUUUAUGAAACACAGUUUUGGGAAAAGAAAAAAAAAAGCUGUAAAUAGAAUCCAACCUUAAAAAGAAACUGUCAUACCUCACACAACUCAAAGGAACUUGGGAGGAGAGUUUUUGCAGGCACAUGUGGCGAAAAAGAUUUUUUUUUUAAAAAGGCGUCGGUAGGAGCUACUAAAGGACUCUUCCCUCCAGCUCUGGGGCCCGGUUAUUGUUUCAGAUGGAGGAACGCGCCGGAAGGUGAAACCUUGAAGGCGGCGAGCUGAAAAAAGAAAACGAGGGACUCUGCAGAGUGUUUUAAUGGAACUGAAUGUAGCUGACAGAUUGAGGAGGGGAGGGGCGGAUAUGGGGGGGGGCAGGACCUGACCCCACAAC